AUGGACUUAAUUCGGCGUUACCUCUCUUCUUCAAAUGAGAUUAACGAGGACGCUGGUGUGAAUGCCAUUGAGAUCCUGGUCGAGCGUCUUCAAACUGCAACUCGAGCCGAAGACCGUCGCGAUUCUAUGCGUGGAAUCAAGGCACUCUCUAAACGCUACAGAUUAGAGGUUGGAACUCAAGCCAUGUCAGCUUGUGUUGAGGCUCUUUCUCGUGAUAGUGAAGACACGGAUACCGUCUCAUAUGCCAUGGAUACUCUUUGUAACAUAAUGAAUGAUUCGCGAACUGACGUGGAUCCACAAGUCCUUGUCAAUAUUCCUCCUGAUCUGGGCAAGCAGUUCACUGAGAUUUUUGUCAAGGAUCACGAAAAUGUUCACUUAGUACUUUCAUUCCUAUCUUCCUACGAUAUGCAUUUGAGAAGACAAACCAUUCAUUUGCUGAUUCUGUUGCUGCAAAACAAUAGGAAGACUGUCCAGGACUUGCUUCUCAACUCACCGAUGGCUGUGUCUAAAUUUAUGGCUACACUAAGUGAUCCUAUGGAGGUCAUCAGGAAUGAUGGUCUUCUUCUCUUGUUCUACUUCACGAAACACCACGCAACUAUUCAGAAGAUUGUGGCUUUUGAAAAUGUGUUUGAGCGUGUCAUAUCCAUCGUAGAGACUGAGACUGUUGGAGAAGGAGGUGUAGUCGUUGAAGACUGCUUCCGUCUACUUCAUCAACUUCUAGUUGGAAAUCAGCAGAAUCAAAUACUCUUUAAAGAUGGUAGAUUUGUUCAAAGGUUGGCAAAGCUCUUCGAAUUUAUUCCCGAGGAGUUAGAAGAGGCUUCGACGUGGUCAGCACAGAAGCUGGUCAAUGUUAGUUGGUUGCUUAAGAUCUUCAGGGCUUUGGUGAGUCCCAGCAAUAAGAGCCAAUGUGUCAAAAGCUGCCAAUCAGAAAUGGAAGCUUGUGGUCUUCUGAAUAGUCUUUGGAAGGUUGUUAUGGCUGGUGGGGUUCCAGCCGAGCUCCUUACUGAAACCCUCUACAGUCUUGGUGAACUAGUUCGAGGCUGCCCUACAAGUCAAGAGUCUCUGGUUAGUAUGGUAGCGCCUUCAACACCACCCCAACCUGCCAUUACUGUUCUCCUUGUUACUAUGGUGAAUGAUAGGCAACAAUUACCUGUUCGUUUGGCUGUGCUGUAUUGUUUUCAAUGCCUUCUAGCAGAUAAUAAGGAUAUUCAAAGUGCUGUGGUUUCUACGCUAUUGCCAAAGGAUACUGAACGUAAGUCUCUACUUGAGUUAAACCACUUAUCUAUUACCCUUUUCUGCCGAUUUUUCCCCCCAAUAACAGACGAAUCUACAGUAAUGAGCGCCGGACAGCUGCUCUGUGGUGGUCUUUUCUCUCAAGACGGGCUAGCAGCGUGGUUUUCUGCAAUCGCCUUAUUCCAUUCCAUUCAUCAUAAUCGUGCCCUCAAAGAAUCCCUACUCCAAGUUCACAUGGCUCCUUCCUCGGGCAGUGGACCCCCGGUUACUCUCAUGCAACAAUGCUUCCGUCUCAUUUGCCAAUCGGGUCGCAUUCAAGGGAAGAUCGGUUUGUUGCAAUUCCUUUGCGCUUGGCUUGCCCACUGUCCGCCUGCGGUUGAAGCCUUUCUCACUCUUCGUCCCUCAUCGUCGUCCACUAACUCGGCCAAUUCCGUCUCAACCACUUCGAAUAAAAGUAACGGUGCUGGGGCUGGGGCUGCUCUAUCACAUCUUAUUGCAGAUGUGCUAUCGGGAGAGUCAGAGGAAAGUGCUAUUGUCAGCUGUCUCUCGGCCCUUUUGAUAGGCAUCUGUGUCUGCUAUAAUAAUGGAGCUGUGGAAGACUAUGACUGCAAAUCCCUCAUGAAAAUAAUUGACAAACGCAUUGGUAUUGAUGAUCUAGUGAAACGCAUUGGACAGGCCUACCGCUCGGAUGAGUUUGUUCGAGUUAUUCAACAACCUGUUCUAGAAGCUAAUAAACCCUCUGAUUUGGUUUUUGACUAUGACUUCACACAGCUCUUCAAAUCUGUUGAAUUUGAAGUAUGUUCCUUCUUGACUCAUCAAAAUGACCCUUUAUCUGAAACACUUGAAUCUACUUCUCGCAAUAAUGGUCAAGAUCCAGAAGGAGAUAAACGCUUUGCCCAGCAACAAGAACUUCUUAUAGCUUACCAAAGAGCUGUAGCCGAGCGUGAUGCCGCUCUACAACAUCUCCAACUCCGAGUUAUUGAAUUAGAGCGUCAAUUGAAUUGUGCUAAUCGAAAUGGUGCAUCUGGUGCCAAUACUGAUUCAGCAGCUAAUAUAGAAGUACAACAAUCUUUGGACCUUCAAGAAGCAUUGAAAAUUGCUAAUGAUGAAAAGGAGAGCAUCAAGUCAGAACAUGAGGAUCUUCUUCUACUGCUAAGUGAUCAAGAAUCCCAAAUUAGUCGUCUUUCAGCUGAUUUAGAAAAGCUAUCCACUCAACAUCAGCAGGAGCCACCUCAACAAGUGUCGUUAACUUCCUCGCCAGAUGUUCAAUCGACGCAAUCACCUCAACCCGUGGUUUCAACGGACCCAGUGUUCGUCCCAUUAUCAAAUUCUGAUAGUGUUCUCCAGUAUCCACCUCUCUAUUCCUACGAUUACCAGCAAAUGCAGCUGCAUGGACAGCAGUCAUUUGAAUAUCCUCAUUACUACCAACCAGUCCCCCACGGCAAUUCUUAA
Rodentolepis nana is the source of this 2685-nucleotide messenger RNA. The record is from the annotation of a GenBank genome assembly. Lineage: Eukaryota; Metazoa; Platyhelminthes; Cestoda; Cyclophyllidea; Hymenolepididae.